Molecule: messenger RNA, 2423 nt
Organism: Girardinichthys multiradiatus
Lineage: Eukaryota; Metazoa; Chordata; Actinopteri; Cyprinodontiformes; Goodeidae
Gene: abtb1
Product: ankyrin repeat and BTB (POZ) domain containing 1
Exons: 12
Coding region: 211-1641 (476 amino acids)
Cellular component (GO): cytoplasm; ubiquitin ligase complex
Molecular function (GO): protein binding
Source: RefSeq, a predicted model, not a curated record
UGGUAGUCACGUGACUGGGCCCCUUUUAACCAAAACAGAGGCUUCGAGGCGGCUGCGGCGGUUUGUCAACAAUCGUAGAAGGUGUGAGACACUGCUAACUUUCUCUUCGUGCUUCGAGCUUCGCCUGCAGCCACACCAAACCAUCAUCCACCUGUCCGGCAGACAGGCCGUCUCAAUGCAUAACAGAGGACCGAGAACACCGAGGCGGCCAUGGAUGCGUACGACUUGUUUAGUAGUUGUAGAAAGGGCGACAUUUGUAGAGUCAGGUACCUUGUUGAACAAAGAGAUGUGGACCUCAAUGUGAGAGAUAAAUGGGACAGCACGCCUUUGUAUUAUGCCUGCCUCUGUGGCCAUGAGGAGCUGGUCCAGUACCUGUUGGCUAGUGGUGCCAAGUGUGAAGCCAACACGUUUGAUGGUGAAAGAUGUGUGUACGGCUCCCUGAAUGACUCAAUCCGACGCCUGCUCAAAGAUUACAAGUGUGUCAGCGUCCGGGCCAUGCAGCGCAAUGACUUUAACUACUUUCUACACAUGUUGUUAGAGCAAGGUCAGCACAGUGAUGUAAAGUUCCUGGUUCAUGGACAGAUGUUUGCAGCUCACCGAUGUCUUCUCAGUGCACGCUCGGAGUACUUCACUGAAAUGUUUGAGACAAAAUGGAACGAAAAGAGCCUCAUAACCCUCAAACACCCCCUGAUCAAUCCUGCAGCCUUUGGAGCAAUUCUGCAAUAUUUCUAUACUGGAAGAAUGGAUAUUGAUGUAAGUCUGGUGGAGGACUGCAGGCGACUUGCUAAGCAGUGCAAGAUGGCAGACCUCAUGGAAGAGCUGGAGAAUAAAUGUAAACAGGUCUAUGAAUUUGUGUCCAACAAGCCUGGAACCUGUGUCAAAGUUCUUAGCCUGGAGCCUCACACCUGUCAGCUCCAAGAGGAGAUGGCCCAGUUGGCAGACUGUGCACUGCCCACUGAGCUAAGAGUUGGAUUUGGUGAACUUCCUUUUAACAGAGUUGAUCUGUUUCCUACUUAUCCUGACAUCUGCUUCAGAGUAGAGGGUUAUGAUUUCUUAUGUCACAAGGCCUUUUUCUGUGGGCGCAGUGAUUAUUUUAAGGCCUUAUUGGAAGACCACUUCAGCGAGGGCGAGCAGCUGCAGUCCCAGCCCAGCAUCCCGGUGAUAACUUUGCACAACAUCUCCCAUGAAGUCUUUAUCCACGUCAUGUAUUACAUCUACACUGAUGAUACAGAGCUGACGAUGGACAGCGUGUUUGAUGUGCUGUGCGUGGCUGACAUGUAUCUGCUUCCGGGGCUGAAACGUCUCUGUGGGAAGACGCUUGCUAAGGCUAUUUGUGAGGACAACGUCCUGCACAUGUGGAAGACGGCCAAGCUUUUCCGUCUGUCUCGGUUGGAAGAUCAGUGCACAGAGUUCAUGGCAAAGAUAAUUGACCGGUUGGUGGAGCAGGCCGAGUUUGCUGAGAUGAUAAAGGAGGACGCUGCGUCGCUGGAGGAGCGACAGGAGACGGACUCUGUCCCCCUGGUGGACGACAUCCGCUACCACAUCGCCAGCAACGUGCAGACAUACAGCGACAUCGAGGAGGCCAAUCAGAAGCUGGAAGCCCUAGAGGAGAUGCUUUCCAGCAUCAAUAUUGACUGCUGAGGGGGGUCAUCAGGUUCUCCUGUCUGGUGUAGAAAUUUCAAGGUCGACUUAAGAGGGAAUCUUUUGUGAGGUGAGAAUAAAAACAUUUACAGCUUUAUGUUAAUAGGUUUUAUUUUAUUAACAGAGUUUGGCACCAGAUUAUUCAAAAUGUGAAAGGAGUUAGGUCUGCUGUAGCUUCAGUGUAUUCAAAGAUGGUUGUUGGCUGUUUUACACUUCUGGAAGAGAGACCAAACAAGAGAAAAGUGAUCUGUUAUAACCUUGUACUGUUCUUUAAAAGUGACACAAAUGACAUAUUACCAACAGAAUAUUUUUGCAUGACACAUGCACGAAUUUAACAUGAUCUACAGCAGCUAGAAAUUAAAACUAGCUCAUUCCUUUGCUCUUACAAAUAUACUUUAACCCAACUAUGUUCAUGUGUAUCAUGUAAAACAAAAAAAAAUAUUUUAAUCCUUUAAAAAGGCAAUACAGAACAUAAAAUGUUCUAAUUCUCACAUUUCAGAACAAUGUGUUUAAAACAUCUUACUUCCCUUUACUUUACUUCCCGUUACAUACAUUCUGUUCUUCUUUUUAUUAAAUUGUGUAGUUUUGUGUGUAUUUGGAAGUAUUUUCUGGCUGCUCUGCACCUCAUUGUGUGAAUUGUGGGAUUCCCUCUGGUAUUUUUACACAUAUCACCCUCUAAUCCACUCAUGCACUCUGCUUCAGUUAAAAAUGGAAGCUCCUUUUUUCCCAGCAAACCAAUUUUGCCUUACGUGUGUAGCAAAUAAAUAAAACAAAGUUGUAAA